UUGUUUGUGGUGAAAGCAUGGAUGGAACGUGUGGAAUUUGUAAGCAAAAUGAUCGGAAAUAUAAAUGCAAAACCUGCAAUAUUCCCUACUGUUCUGUAAUAUGCUACAAAACACAUCAGGAACAACCAUGUGAACCAGCAGCCCUUCCAGGUGAGGUACAGGCAACAUUCCGAGAAGAUCGUGUCCCAAAAAAAACGAUCCUUUUCCCAACCGUUGACACCGUGCCACAAGGAAAACUUGAGCUACUCGGACAAAGCGAACAACUGAAAAAUCUGCUGCAAAAUCCUCAUCUGAGGCGUUUACUGAAAGAAGUUGAUAACGGUCGCGAUGGUAUGAACGCCAUACGCGUGGCAAUGAUGGAACCGCUUUUCGUGGAGUUUGCCGACGAGUGUCUGCGAAUAGUUGAACCGCCUGAAAACGAAACUCAGCCAGUAGAUCUUAACGAACUGGUGUUCACAAAUCUUCAACACCGAAGAUAGUUGUUGCCUCGAUCAAGAAGUACCUCAUAAGAAAUAUUACAUAAGGCAUAAACAAUAUACAAACACAAGAGGUUGUAUUACAAAGGUA
Anopheles coustani is the source of this 567-nucleotide messenger RNA. RefSeq names its product zinc finger HIT domain-containing protein 3. The record is from RefSeq and is a predicted model, not a curated record. The transcript is spliced from 3 exons. Bases 18 to 479 code for a protein of 153 amino acids. Gene Ontology annotation, biological process: snoRNA localization; maturation of LSU-rRNA from tricistronic rRNA transcript (SSU-rRNA, 5.8S rRNA, LSU-rRNA); box C/D snoRNP assembly. Gene Ontology annotation, cellular component: nucleus; pre-snoRNP complex. Lineage: Eukaryota; Metazoa; Arthropoda; Insecta; Diptera; Culicidae. Gene Ontology annotation, molecular function: protein binding.